AUGUCUGCUCCUUCAUCACGUGACCGAAAAUCAAAUCCCUCACGCGAAGAAGCUGCUUUAAGGAGCUAUUUUCCGGCCAUGAAGUUAUUACCUGAUAAACAAUUCCAUUCUGAUGUUGCUUUUCGUCAAACUGGCGAACAUUUUGCUGUGAUUUCAGAAAACAACAUGAUUAGCCUCUUUGAUGUUGCAACAUGCAAUUUAGUGAAAAGCAUACCAAAUCGUAAGUACCAAUGCAAUAAAUUACUUUUUCAUCCAGAUUCUGUUCGUAUCAUCUUAAAUUCUUUUAACGAUAACGAUCAUAAAGCACGAUUACUUAAUGUUGAAACAGAUGGAUUCGAUCUCUAUUACACAGGGCCAAAUGGACAGAUAACUUCCAUGGCUACAACAGAUGCUUGUUUAUUUACAGUUUCAGAAGACGAGCGUCUCCAUGUAUUCGAUGUUAAGACAGCAGAAGUAAUAACCAAGAUAGAUUGCCCUCGAGAAUCACAAGUUGCUACUCAUCCGAACGGAAAAUGCAUGGUUUUAGCAAAUACAAGCGAGCUAAGCCUCUACGAUAUACGUAACAUGGAUCAAUCAGUUUGCUCCAUUCAUUUCUCGCCUGGCUGUAAAGUUGCUCCUCAUUUUGGAGAAAUCGGAAAUAAUUUAUUAAUUACUGGCUCUAAAUACGCAAAACUACAUUCAUUGCGUGAUUUAUCAGUAAUACGAACAUUUGCACAACUUGAAGAUGAAUUCUUCACAACAGGAGCUUGUUUUACAGCUGAUGAAAAAUAUGCUUUGGUCGGAUCGUCAGAUAACAGUAUUUUGGCAUACGAUGUUCCUCAUUCUAGGAAGGACACACCAUUAUACGAGAAAACUGUCUUAACUGGCCACAUUUCUCCGGUCAAAGGAAUUGCUGUUUCAAAUAGGUACUUUAAUAUGGUUUCUUUUGGAGAAGAUUGCUUGUUUUGGUCUGUUGAUAUUGAUUCAUUUAACAGUUUAGGCUAUAAAGAAUAG
Trichomonas vaginalis G3 is the source of this 993-nucleotide messenger RNA. RefSeq names its product WD repeat-containing protein 82 family. The coding region runs from base 1 to 993 and encodes 330 amino acids. The record is from RefSeq and is a predicted model, not a curated record. NCBI's taxonomy places the organism in Eukaryota, Parabasalia, Trichomonadida, Trichomonadidae. Gene Ontology annotation, cellular component: Set1C/COMPASS complex. The transcript has a single exon. Gene Ontology annotation, molecular function: protein binding; chromatin binding.